AUGGAUACGCACAACGUCCCUUACCCAACGGGUGUGCUACCCCUACAUCAGGUUCACAAGCCGCCUUUCACCAUCGAGUCGCCCGGAUGCGAAAAGGUCCCCGGCGAGACUAUUCCUCGACGACACCCCAAAGCGAAAGAUGGCCUCAUCGCGCGACCUGCAGAGGGUAUUAAUACCGUUUUUGACAUUGUUCAGCGUAGCGCGCGCGUGUACCCCGACCGCGGAGGUAUCGGGUCGAGGAAGCUGAUUGAGCUUCAUGAAGAGGUCAAGACGGUGAAGCAGAAGAAGGUUGAUGGGCAGACUAAAGAGGUUGAGAAGAAGUGGCAGUACUUUGAGCUCUCUGGGUAUUCGUUCAUUUCUUUCAAGGAGUAUGAGACGCUUGUGCUGCAGUUGGGUUCUGGGCUGCGGAAGCUGGGCUUGUCGCCGGUCCAGAAGCUGCACUUCUUUGGUGCGACAAGUAUGAAUUGGCUCGCCAUGUCGCAUGCUUGCGCUUCUCAGUCCAUCUCCAUCGUCACGGCCUACGACACCCUCGGAGAAGAGGGAUUCCAACACACUCUCGUGCAGACCCAAUCCGACGCCAUCUUCAUCGACCCUCACCUUCUCAAGAUCGCUACGAACCCUUUGAAAAAGUCCAACGUAAAGACUGUUAUUGUCAACGAUGCCUGCAUCUUCGGACAUCCAAACGACAUGGAGAACUUUGCGGCUGCCAACCCAGAGUUCAAGGUCUUGACUGUUGAGCAGUUGCGAAGUCUGGGAGAGAACAACAUGGUUGAGCCUGUACCAGCUAAGCCGACUGAUUUGUUUUGCAUCAUGUAUACUUCGGGUUCUGCUGGCCCCCCGAAGGGUGCUUGUAUCACGCACGAGGUCCUUGUUGCAGGAGUUGCCGGUAUUUACACUUCCGUGGAUGAAGUUGUCAGUUAUCGCGAUACUCUACUCUGCUAUCUACCACUUGCCCAUAUUUUCGAGUUGACCGUCGAGAACCUGGCCAUUUUCAUCGGCGGCACUCUCGGCUAUGGCAGUUCGAGGACAUUGUCUGAUGCAUCAACCAGAAACUGUGCAGGAGACAUGAAGGAACUAGGACCUACCAUUAUGAUGGGCGUUCCGCAAGUUUGGGAAACCAUCCGAAAGGGCAUCAACGCGAAACUGGAGGCUAGUGCUCUACUCAAGAAUGCCUUUUGGGCGGCCUUGAACUUUAAGAGUUUUAUGUCGAGAUACAGAUUGCCGGGAGCCAACAUUUUUGAUAAGAUCAUCUUUGGCAAGGUCAGAGAUUUGGCUGGUGGACGGGUCCGAUUCACCGUGAAUGGUGCAAGCGGAAUCGCUGAGGGGACGAAGCACGUUAUAUCCCAUGUUAUUGCGCCGAUGAUCAUCGGAUACGGUCUCACUGAAACCUGCGCCUGUGGUGCCCUGGGCUCGCCUCUGGAGUUCGCGCUAGACACUCUUGGCCCUGUUGCUGGCUCUCUCGAGAUCAAGCUGGUUUCUGUGCCCGAGUUUGGAUACUCUACUGAUGCCAAGGUACCUCAGGGCGAAAUCUGGGCUCGGGGCACUUCGCUCAUGAAGGGAUACUAUAACAAUCCAGAAGAGACGGAAAAGGCUAUAACUCCGGACGGCUGGUUUAAGACGGGUGAUGUUGGCGAGUUUGAUGCUGAUGGCCACUUGCGGGUUAUCGAUCGCAUCAAGAACCUCAUCAAGCUACAAGGCGGGGAGUAUAUCGCUCUUGAGAAGCUGGAGUCUAUCUACCGUGGUGCUCGGACUGUUAUGAACGUCAUGGUCCACGCCGAUCCAGCUCAUUCUCGCCCCAUCGCAGUCAUCAUGCCCGAGGUCAAGGCCCUCAUGUCAAUCGCGGAAGGUUUGGGCGUCGACGAGCACGACAUGUAUCACGACGCCAGAGUCAAGGAAGCAGUCUUGGAAGAUCUCCGUGCUACAGGAAAGAGCGGUGGUCUUGCUGCGAUGGAGCUUGUUGCAGGUGUCGUCCUCACUCAUGACGAGUGGACUCCUCACAGCGGUCUUGUGACUGCCACGCAGAAAUUGAACCGAAGAGUUAUCAUUGAGACUUUCAAAAGGGAGAUUGCCGCGGUUUUGAAGGAUACCCCAUAA
This is a messenger RNA of Fusarium keratoplasticum, 2094 nucleotides long. Its product is annotated as AMP-binding domain-containing protein. Gene Ontology annotation, biological process: long-chain fatty acid metabolic process; long-chain fatty-acyl-CoA metabolic process. Gene Ontology annotation, molecular function: long-chain fatty acid-CoA ligase activity. The record is from RefSeq and is a predicted model, not a curated record. NCBI's taxonomy places the organism in Eukaryota, Fungi, Ascomycota, Sordariomycetes, Hypocreales, Nectriaceae. Gene Ontology annotation, cellular component: endoplasmic reticulum; lipid droplet; plasma membrane. The transcript has 4 exons. The coding region runs from base 1 to 2094 and encodes 697 amino acids.